Messenger RNA from Contarinia nasturtii (swede midge), 1242 nucleotides. Its product is annotated as phospholipase A2 inhibitor-like. The transcript has a single exon. Gene Ontology annotation, molecular function: protein binding. The record is from RefSeq and is a predicted model, not a curated record. NCBI's taxonomy places the organism in Eukaryota, Metazoa, Arthropoda, Insecta, Diptera, Cecidomyiidae. The annotation marks the transcript as partial. Gene Ontology annotation, cellular component: extracellular matrix.
UGUCGAUUUCGUGAAAUUGAUCCAGAAUAUUUUGAAGUAUUCAAAUCGUUACAUACGUUUAAUAUUUCGGAUGUAGAGUUGGAAUCACUUCAACCAAAAGUAUUUCAAGAGGCAACGGAGUUAACCAAUUUAAUCGCACCGCAAAAUAAACUAACGGAAAUUCCAAGUCUUUCAUUUAUUAAUAACUAUAAACUUGAGAAUGUUGACUUCUCCAGAAAUAUCAUUAAAAAAGUGGAUCCUUUGGCUUUCAUUGGAGCAGAUAACAUCAUAUCCUUGAAUCUUUCACAAAACAAUUUGACGGAACUCAGUGAUCAGUUAUUCAAAAAUUUGAUUAACUUGAAAUAUUUGAACAUAUCACAUAAUCGUAUCGACAAAUUCGAUUCAAAUCAUGUCUGUUCAUCUAAAUUAUUGAAACUUGACCUCUCAUAUAACAAUCUGACAUAUUUGAGUAAUCACUUAUUUGACCGAACUACCGAAAUGAAGGUGCUAGAUUUAUCAUUUAAUUCAAUCGGAAAUCUAAAUGUUGAAAUAUUUGCAUUUAUGCCAAAUUUGGAACGUUUGAAUCUGAGACAUACUAAAAUGACCAGCAUUCAAUUGGGAACAUUUUCGCAUCAACAUAAAUUAAUUUCAUUGGAUUUAUCUGAAAAUCACUUAAAGGAAGUGAACUUCGGAUUGUUCAUGCCUGUAAUGCACGAUCUAAAAAUACUUCGCUUGGGCGGAAAUCAGCUAUCACAUUUGAAUGGAUUUCGCAAUGCUCUGUUUCCAGAAUUAACAUUGCUGGAUAUAAUGAACAAUGCGUUCAAUUGCUCAUAUUUGCAACAUUUCAUGGAAAUCAUCGACUGGAAAAACCUUCAUCUUCACUUUGUACCAAGGUCAACUAAGGAAGAUGAGACGAAUAUUCGAGGAAUCAGCUGUAAUUACACCAUCUAUGAACCAACAGUUAACAAUAAUGAAGAAAAAAAUGAGACUCAUGUUGAAUUUGAAAGUUUGGAAGAAAUAGUGAAUGAAUUAAAAUUAAAUUCAGAAUCUCAUGACAAAUUCGUUAAAACUAUGUCAAUAUUAAUUUUCAUUGUAUUCUUGGCUUAUUUCGUAGUAUUCAUUAUACUCAAUCGCGAUCGUCUGACAAAUCUAUACAAUAAAUCUGAACUUUCAAAUAAUCAACCAAUAUCAGCAACUUAUAACAGAGAACGAGCUGAAACAUUACUAUUGCCAAAAUAAUACUAUUACUAACUAAAAUAUUGA